GUGGGCGUGUGCGCGCGCUGCUGAGCGUAUCCACAGAUGCUGAGAGACAUCACACCGUGUCAGAGACCAUGACGGGAUCCGCGUGCGGAGGAGGAUGAUGUUCCUACAGGGACUCACCUGUGGAUGGACGCCGUCAGGAUGCCUUACCUGAACAGAACUCUGCUCCUCCUCUUAGCACUGCUCCUGUUCCUGCUGCUGGGUCAGAUCCGAACCGCGGAGGCGCGCAAACACGGACAGCGGGUGCGCAGAAGGACCGGACCCGAGGAGACCCACAAGCAUGGCGUCGCUUUGCCAAAGAAACCUCCAGAUGUGACCAAGUCCAGGAAAACCAAGACGGAGCAGCUUCUCAAAGUAGAUGAUCAUGACUUCACAAUGAGACCGGCAUUUGGAGGUCCUGCCCUCGCAGUUGGUGUGGACGUCCAGGUAGAGAGCUUAGACAGCAUCUCUGAAGUCGACAUGGACUUCACCAUGACGCUGUACCUCAGACAUUAUUGGAAGGACGAGCGUCUGUCCUUCUCUAGUAGCACCAACAAGAGUAUGACCUUCGACGGGCGCCUGGUGAAGAAGAUCUGGGUCCCUGACGUCUUCUUCGUCCACUCUAAGAGGUCCUUCAUCCACGAUACGACAACGGACAACAUUAUGCUGCGUGUCUUUCCUGAUGGACAAGUCCUCUACAGUCUAAGAGUGACGGUUACAGCAGCCUGUAACAUGGACUUCAGCCGCUUUCCUCUGGAUUCUCAGACCUGCUCACUGGAGCUGGAGAGCUACGCUUACACAGACGAGGACCUGAUGCUGUACUGGAAGAACGGGGAUGAGUCCCUGAGCACCGACGACAGGAUCUCUUUGUCCCAGUUCCUUAUCCAGAAGUUCCACACCACAUCCCGUCUGGCCUUCUACAGCAGCACGGGCUGGUACAACCGUCUCUACAUCAACUUCACACUGCGACGCCACAUCUUCUUCUUCCUGCUGCAGACAUAUUUCCCUGCAACACUGAUGGUGAUGCUGUCCUGGGUCUCAUUCUGGAUCGACAGACGGGCUGUGCCAGCCAGAGUCUCCUUAGGUAUCACCACGGUUCUGACCAUGUCCACUAUCAUUACUGGGGUCAAUGCCUCCAUGCCGCGAGUGUCAUACAUUAAAGCGGUGGACAUCUACCUGUGGGUCAGCUUUGUUUUCGUCUUCCUAUCUGUGUUGGAAUAUGCUGCUGUCAACUACCUAUCCACCGUCCAGGAUCGCAGAGAGCGUAAAAGGAGAGAGAGGGCGCGCUCCCAGUCGCUACCCUGCACCUGCAGCAUCUCCCAAACACGCACCAUGACCAUGUUGGAUGGGACUUACAGCGAGGCCGACACCAACAGCCUAGCUGGCUACACCGAGGAGCCAAUGGGUCCUGAGGAUGAGCCCGAGCCAGAGCCUGAGCCAGAGGAGAAGCCAAAGGUCCCAGAGAAGUCAGAGCACAUGGUGGUCCACCUGUCCAUGAGCACAGAGCCCGCUGGCAUCAAGAAGAGGAAGAGUCUACGCGCCCUCAACAUAAUCCAGAAUACACAUGCAAUUGAUAAAUAUUCUCGGAUGAUUUUUCCUGGAUCAUACAUUUUCUUCAACCUUAUCUACUGGUCUGUUUACUGCUGAUUGACAGCUGGGGAUCAGGGUGAGGCUGGCAAGGUAGAAACAAGCCGUUGUGAUAAAGCUGGGGAUGAGACUUUGAACAGUUAGUGUCCUACAAGAUACACAAAUAGAAAAAGGAGUCCAGCAGGACCUGAGGAGAUUCAAAGGCUCUUCAAUUAUCUUUAUCUUUCUGCUCCUGGGUUUCAUUUUGCUCCAACAGCAGCUUGAAUGUUGAUAUUUUAACAAGGAAACCAUAAGCUCUAUCACGUUACCUCUUAGUUAUGAAUGUUUGGGUCCAGAAGUUUUCAUCCGUUUGUGGUUUAAUGGUAUUAAAACCUGAAACUGAGGAGGUUAUUAACACAAAGAAAAUGUCUCAGGUUAGGAUACACAGAGGAGAUUAUCUGGUUAUAUUUAUAUCCAUCUGAAUGUAAUAUGCUCAGAUUUAGUUUAUGGGCUUUGAUGGGAUUCUGGUUUGCAUGAUCCUGUUGAGCUCAGCAGAUGUCACCUCAGGAAAUGUUAACCGCUCAGUCUAAUUACAUGGUAAAAUAAUCAGAUAUGAAACAGGGCAGCAGGUAGAAGGCACCUGGCGGCAGUUGUCAUGGUAACAGGCGUUAAUGAUGGAAGUGAAUUGGGUUGUGUAUUUUCUUAGUUUUCAACUGGUGAAGUUGUUUAUUACAGAGGAUAUCUAACUAUAAAGAAAACUCUGGCUGAGAUUUAGCCUUGAAGAGAUUUCCACACAUCAUUAAGUAAUUGGCUCUUUUCAGAGCGGAGGAAUCAGAAGCAGUAAUACAUUUGAUCUGUUAUUAAUUAAAUAUUUUCAGAUUUCAAAGAUUUUCAGCAAUCAGGAUUUCAUUUGCUGCCCUUGUAAAAUGUAUACUCACGGCCUCUAACUGUAGAAUAUACCAGCUUACCUACAUGUCAGCAUCCGUAAAGCCUGAACACUGAAACCAGCUGAUAGAAUGACUCGGGUUUAGAUUAGGUUCUGUUAAACCUGAUCUCAACAACCAUCUGAUGGCAGCUUCAGACAUGUUUCUGGGAAGCUGCCUUUUUUCAACCUGAGAAAACAUUCUUGUGUUUAUUUAUAUUAUUAUUGUAGGACUGAUUUACUUCAGUGAAAAAAACUAUGUGUAUUAUUAAAUGAAAAAACUAUGUAGAUUAAACAACUGUGGAAACUGUUGAAAGAGAGCUUGCUUCUAAAGUUUUUAUUAAAUUGGGAAGGACUGCUAACAAGCUGAGAUUGAGUCAAUCAAAGAUUAUGAGCAGCUUUUUUAGGAGGAUAUCAUGUUGGACGCCCUGCAUCUGCGGCUCCGCCUCUGCAGCUUCACGAAGGUCUGCAGCUCAACAUCCAUCUGUAGCUCCGCCUCCGUCUGCAGCCUCAUGGAGGUCUGCAGCUCGACAUCCAUCUGCAGCUCAACAUUCUUCUGCAGCCUCAUGGAGGUCUGCAGCUCGACAUCCAUCUGCAGCUCAACAUUCUUCUGCAGCCUCAUGGAGGUCUGCAGCUCGACAUCCAUCUGCAGCUCAACAUUCUUCUGCAGCCUCAUGGAGGUCUGCAGCUCGACAUCCAUCUGCAGCUCAACAUUCUUCUGCAGCCUCAUGGAGGUCUGCAGCUCGACAUCCAUCUGCAGCUCAACAUUCUCCUGCAGCUUCAUGGAGGUCUGCAGCUCAACAUGCAUCUGUUGCUCCACCUCCGUCUGCAGCUUUAUGGAGGUCUCGGCUCAGUAUCCAUCAGCAGCUCUGCCUUCAUCUGCAUAUAUGUAUCUAUUUGCGGCUAAAGGUUGCAUAUCUGCAGCAGCCGAAGUUAUGACUUUGACAACACACCUGGCUGCAUCUGUCAUCGUCAUACCCGUCAGCUGUGGUUUCACAGCUGUCAGCAAAGCUGCUGGCAAGAGGUCUUGUUUCUGUUUCUGACUUGGCAGCUUUUCCAGCCAAUGUAGGAGUCUACUGGUUGGAUAUUGUUCAACUAGGAAAAUCUGUUUUCAAUUUAUCGUCAACAUGGAUAAUUCAGAUCAUGAUGUUUGGACACUGUCUGGGGAAAUAGCUUCAUCAAAUCCAUCCUGUUAUAGAGCCUCAGAUCUCCGGCUGAUAAAAUGUUUCAGUUUGACACUUGUGUGUUUGAGUUUGUUGGUUAAAUUUCUGCUGGAUAAAUCUGACAUAAAGAAUGUUUCUGUGUUUGUAAAGAUGUAUUAAAUAUUACUGUCAUAAACUGA
This is a messenger RNA of Cyprinodon tularosa, 3806 nucleotides long. It is a transcript of the gene gabrr2a, whose product is annotated as gamma-aminobutyric acid type A receptor subunit rho2a. The transcript has 9 exons. Lineage: Eukaryota; Metazoa; Chordata; Actinopteri; Cyprinodontiformes; Cyprinodontidae. Gene Ontology annotation, cellular component: GABA-A receptor complex; synapse; membrane. The record is from RefSeq and is a predicted model, not a curated record. Gene Ontology annotation, biological process: monoatomic ion transmembrane transport; regulation of membrane potential; signal transduction. Gene Ontology annotation, molecular function: extracellular ligand-gated monoatomic ion channel activity; GABA-A receptor activity; neurotransmitter receptor activity. The coding region runs from base 124 to 1623 and encodes 499 amino acids.